UUCAAAUUUAAUCUAACCCCCUUUUAGAAUUUCAUAAAAAUGUUAAGUUUCUAGAUCUUAUUAGAUAGAGGAUAGCGAGAAUCAGAACUCAGCAUGCAUUUUCUAAAAAUUGCCAUAAUUGUGGUUUUUGCGGCAUGCGAGGUCAUCAGGAUUUGUGCCAUUAACAUGGACAAUGCCCAGAUUGUUCUGAGGGAAACAAACGAGAGGAGACGUCGCCAUGGAUGUCCAGAGUUGAGCUUGGAUCUUGAUCUCAGCCAAGGAUGCCAGACGUACGCCUGGAAACUCGCCAAGGAUGCUAACCUAACAUAUUCGGAUCCCACCAACAAGGAAUACACUGAAAACAUCUGCCGUUAUCCAAUCAAAAGGGGCGCUCUAUCCAGGUGCGUGCAUAAGUGGUAUCAUGGCAGCAAAUUAGACUUUACAGACCCAAAAGCUAAAGAAUUUACUGCCAUGAUUUGGAGGUCCUCACGCAAUAUGGGAUAUGGCGACGCCAAUAUAAAUGAAUAUGAAGGUGUCUUCGUGGUCAGAUAUACUCCCCCGGGAAAUAUCCUUGGAUUGUACACGGACAAUGUGCCACCUAGGGCAAACAAGAACAAGAAGGGCAAGCAGAAGCAUAAAAAGAGAAAUGAUUGUCCCGGUCAUCCGAAUAUCAUUUCAUAUCGAUAUAUCAUAUUGCUGUCUAUCCUAUUUGUUGUGUCAAAUAAUUGGCAGUCAAGCUAGUCCCGUUCAGUUUGAAGUCUUCGUAUCCAAAUGUAUUCACCAUUUUACUAAAUGCGCUCUAGAGCCUCCAUCUGGAUAUUAUGUCAUUCAGUGUAAAACAAAGAUUUCCGUAAUCCAGGUUUUAAACGAAUUUUUAUAAUAAAUUUUUGGUUU
This is a messenger RNA of Drosophila eugracilis, 873 nucleotides long. Its product is annotated as Golgi-associated plant pathogenesis-related protein 1. The record is from RefSeq and is a predicted model, not a curated record. Lineage: Eukaryota; Metazoa; Arthropoda; Insecta; Diptera; Drosophilidae. Bases 94 to 720 code for a protein of 208 amino acids. The transcript is spliced from 5 exons.